AUAGUGUUUGCCACACAAUCCAUUUAUGUCUUCCUUACUUUGGCGAAAGUUUUAUGAAAGCAUCGUUUGAUCAAACGGGCCAAAUCUUUACGAAAUGGCAACAGUUUCAGGACCAUCGUCACCGGAGGAGAAGCCAAUCGUAAAGCAACCAAACGAUUUCCCUUCGACGAUCAAAUCAAAAACCCUAGAGGAAGUCACUCCAUGGAUCGACAGCGCAGUUCAACAAGCUCUUAUUUACCAAAAGAACAUGGAAGAGACACUUGAAGGCGCCACUAGUGUCUUCAGAUCUCGUUUCUCUGAAAUUCGUUCCACUUCUUCCGCCCAUUUCCAUCAAACUAUAGAUUCUUUGCAAGAUUUCAAGUCCGAGUUUGAUGCUUACGAGGAUAUGCUAUUUGGAAAGGUUAAAGAGGGCGUUAAGAUUGCAGUUUCACAUCCAAUAAUUACAGGCGGGGUUGCUGUUGGCUUGGGACUUGCGCUUCUGAAGAGGCCAAGACGCUUUUUAUACUACAAUACUUUGCGCCUUUUUGUGAGUGAAGAGUCCUUACUUUCUCAAGCGGAUGCGAAAGUAAAGGAAUUGCGGCAAUCAAUUAGCCUCCUGAAGGCUGAAAGUGAGAAGAUAGAGAAGAGAGCAUCAUUAGCCGAAACAGAGUUGAUUCGUGGUAGGACAAAACUCAGACAAGCAGGGAAGCAGAUCCAAGGUGUGAUACGCUCGGCCUAUAAGAUUGAAAAGCAAGCAGCAGGCUUGAAGGAUGUCCUUCGGGACCUACCUAGCAGAGAAGCAUCUAGAUUCCGCUCAAAGGUUUCGAGCCUUUCUUCUGAGGCAAAGCAAGAGAAGAACGCCUUGACUAAGGAGAUUACAAAAAUUAGUAACUAUGGGAUCUCAGUUUGAAAAUGUUCUUUUGCUUAUACUCCAUUAUUACACUUGUACUCCAGGUUGAGAUCAGCAAUUGCAUAUCUAACAUGUAAGAUAUGUCUUCUCUUCUUGGAGUUCUAAGUUCAGAUUUUGAAAUUUGUUAGAAGUAUAAGCAAAAACACCACUAAAUGGUAAAUUGUGCAGUCAUCAAAGACAUACAUUAUGGAUGGAUAAGAAGAAUGGGAUAGCCAAGGCUGAAGGCUCCAUUAGAUAAUUCAAUUUACUGGUUGUUGGAGCUCUCUGCAGUUCAUUGUUAGAGACUGAUUUAUUGCUUAUCUGCUGAAUAUAAGUCUGAAUAUGCUGGUCUAUGCUGAACAUUGCUUGUUAUAUUUAUAACAACAUUAUUCGGCUUGGCGGAAAUAGUUUA
Molecule: messenger RNA, 1280 nt
Organism: Jatropha curcas
Lineage: Eukaryota; Viridiplantae; Streptophyta; Magnoliopsida; Malpighiales; Euphorbiaceae
Product: alanine-tRNA ligase
Source: RefSeq, a predicted model, not a curated record